UAAGUUUUUGAUAUCCAAAUUUAAUAGUAAUUUUUUUUCCGGCCCACUGUCCAACCUCUCCCAUAUUUUCUAUUGAUUAGCUCUAUCAAGUAUCAACACGUUCUCUCUCUAUCAACCGCUUUAUUUUGAAAUUGAACUCUCUCUCUUAUAUGAUUCUGUCCUCGUUUUUGUGGUUUUAAUAUGAAUUUUAUCUUACUUGUUUACCCAAAUCAAGACAAAACCUGCAAGACUCUGACUUUCCCAUUCGCCUCUCUCUGGAUGCAUCCACAAAAUUUUCAAAAUUUCUAAAAAAAUUGACUUUACCCGGUUGUGAUUUACCCCAAACGAACAAAACCCUUGUUGGGAUUUUUCAUGUCCAAUCUUUUUUCUUCUGGGUUUUGGUAUCAGGUUAAUUGCUGGCUCCAGGUGUAAGUACUGUUGUGCACGCCUAAUGACAAGUGGGAAUCCAUAUUUUGAUGAUUUGAGAAUGAAACCAGAAGUCAUUAAUCCACCUGAAAAUGAAGACACUUUGGAUGUUGGAGAACAUGUCGACAGCCCUUCUGAAAGUGCUGUAAAACCUAAUGUGGCUAUCUCAAGUAACGUCCGUGAUCUUCUCGAGUGCCCAGUUUGCUUGAACGCUAUGUAUCCCCCAAUUCAUCAGUGUUCGAACGGUCACACAUUAUGCUCAGGCUGCAAGCCCAGAGUUCACAACCGAUGCCCAACGUGCAGGCACGAGCUUGGCAACAUUCGAUGCUUGGCACUGGAGAAAGUAGCUGCAUCCCUUGAGCUCCCUUGCAAAUAUCAGGAUUUUGGGUGUAUUGGAAUCUUCCCUUACUAUAGCAAACUCAAGCAUGAGUCUCAGUGCACCUUUAGGCCUUACAACUGCCCUUACGCGGGGUCCGAGUGCUCGGUUGUGGGUGACAUCCCGUUUCUUGUGAGCCACUUGAAAGAUGACCAUAAAGUCGAUAUGCAUAGUGGUAGCACAUUCAACCAUAGAUAUGUCAAAUCGAAUCCGCACGAGGUUGAGAAUGCCACGUGGAUGCUUACGGUUUUCAGUUGCUUUGGGCAGUACUUCUGCCUGCAUUUCGAGGCAUUUCAGUUAGGGAUGGCCCCCGUUUACAUAGCCUUCUUACGUUUCAUGGGCAAUGACAACGAGGCGAAAAAUUACAGCUAUAGCCUCGAGGUCGGGAGCAAUGGGAGGAAGAUGACGUGGCAAGGUGUGCCCAGAAGCAUUAGGGACAGCCACCGAAAGGUCCGCGACAGUUUUGACGGGCUCAUCAUUCAACGCAACAUGGCUCUCUUUUUCUCGGGUGGCGAUAGGAAAGAAUUGAAACUCAGGGUCACUGGUCGGAUUUGGAAGGAGCAAUAGUGGGAAUGAUUUAUGGGGGCACAAUCAAUCCAUAACNUUUUUUUUUUAUUUAGUUGUAGAAUUAGGUUAUUUAUGUUCUUUGGGGCACGAUGGUUUCGUCUAGCCAUGUGUUUCUCGCACGAGCAAUCUCUCCUUGCUCGACCCAUUGCAUGAACUACAUGGUUAGGGGGAUUCGACUGCGUGCCGUGAAUUAGGAUGUUGUAUUUGUUGAUUUGGAAUCUUUAUAGUCCAUGUUGUAUGUUUGUGCUUGCAUAAACUUGUUAAGUACUUUGGCCACAAAAAAAGAUACCAGGAAUAUGGGCUAUAAGAGAUUGUGUUACAUUAUUGGAUAUGA
Messenger RNA from Striga asiatica, 1682 nucleotides. The record is from the annotation of a GenBank genome assembly. NCBI's taxonomy places the organism in Eukaryota, Viridiplantae, Streptophyta, Magnoliopsida, Lamiales, Orobanchaceae.